Malassezia vespertilionis is the source of this 1518-nucleotide messenger RNA. RefSeq lists its product as uncharacterized. Gene Ontology annotation, molecular function: 5'-3' DNA exonuclease activity; 5'-flap endonuclease activity; DNA binding. The transcript is spliced from 3 exons. The record is from RefSeq and is a predicted model, not a curated record. Lineage: Eukaryota; Fungi; Basidiomycota; Malasseziomycetes; Malasseziales; Malasseziaceae. Gene Ontology annotation, biological process: DNA recombination; DNA double-strand break processing; mismatch repair. Gene Ontology annotation, cellular component: nucleus. The coding region runs from base 1 to 1518 and encodes 505 amino acids.
AUGGGCAUUGCAGGUCUGCUGCCGCUGCUCAAGGAUAUCCAGGUGCGUAAAGAGGGUCGCCGCGAAGAGAAUCGUGCCAAAGGGAUUGCGCUGCACAAGCAGAACAAAGGUGCAGCAGCACGCGAGGCAUUUGUCCGCUGUGCCGAUGUCACGCCGCAAAUGGCGUACGAGCUGAUAAAGCUCCUGCGCCGCGAAAAGGUUGCGUACGUUGUAGCUCCGUACGAAGCCGAUGCACAACUUGCGUAUUUGGAGUCCCAAGGCAUCAUCGACGGAAUAAUUACCGAAGAUUCUGAUUUCCUCGUGUUUGGAUGCAAGACGAUCCUGUUCAAAUUGGACUCGUACGGAAGCUGUAUCGAAAUUCAGCAGGCGCGUCUUGCCGAGACGAAACAGGUAUGCCUGCAAGGCUGGGGUCCUGCCGAGUUCCGGCGCAUGGCCAUCUUGUCUGGCUGCGAUUACCUGCCGUCGAUCGCGGGGAUGGGGUUGAAGAAUGCGCACCGACUCUUGCGCAAGUACGAGUCUGUCGACAAGAUGCUGCGGGCAUUGCGUCUAGAGGGGAAAAUGCGCAUUCCCAACACGUACGAGCACGAUUUUGCGCGCGCCGAGUUUACGUUUGUGCACCAGCGAGUGUGGGAUCCACGAGGCAAUGGGUGCAUGACGACACUUUUUCCGCUCCCGGCAGAUGCAUGCGAGGCACAUAUGCCGUUCAUAGGUGCGCCGAUCCCUUGGGAGACGGCGCGCAAGAUUGCAUGCGGUGAUAUUUGUCCCGUGAAGCACACACCGCUUGACGGCACAGCCGCAUCGACCGCCGUGCACAAUGGUCAGCCGUCGAUCCGCAACUUUUUCUCGCGCAAAGAGACCGUGUCUUGCAGCACACCUCGACAAAUCACGCCACGGCGUCCACUCGCGGAGCGCGAUAUAAACCUGCCAAAACACACCCCGCACACGACGAGCAAGUUUUUCGCGACGAGUCCUGCCUGCGAGACACCGUUGUUCGAUAGGGCAGCACAGAGUAACGAAGUGUAUACGCCGGCAACUUCGCCUCUCCUUAGCGGCUGCUCCUCACCGCCCGCAUCGCCUUGCGGGCAGGACGGCACGGUAUCGAGCCCCGUUUCCUCGCCCACCGCCUCGCCGUCGCGGUGCCGAAAGCAUAUUCCUGCGCCUUGCGGCCCACGCAUAAGCACGCCGCUGCAGCGCCCUUCUGUGGGCCUCGCAUUGCAACGGCAUAGCACAGAUCCAAAUACCCCAACAUACCACGACGACGCUGCGCGGAGGAGCGCAUGGUUCAAACGGUUUACAUUCUCCGGCACACGUCCUCGGCAAACGGCCACGCCCGACACGCCACCGACGCCGCUGCCGCUUCCCUGCGAUGUACUUCGCUCGACACCGCUGGCUCUUGACGCAGGGAAACGCAAGCGCGAAGCGUGUGCAACGCCCGACACGAAAAAAAUGCACACCAAUGAUCCGCCGAGCGGCAGCGCGAAAUUACUCCAAUUCCGUUUCCGCGAAAAAAUACGGUAG